ACCGACCUGUGUAUUUAUCUGAGCGGAGAAGAAGUGGAUCCUUACAACAACAUCCGGCUAACAAGCUAAUUACACUUAAAUACACACAGACACCAGGCGGCGCUAUGGCGGGACGGAGGCACCAGGGUCAAGGUGCGGCUCAAACACCCGGGGACAACGUUGACGCUUCGAUGUUACAGGAAGCCGUGGCCGAUUUACUUAGGUCCAACAUGGUGCGCAUACAAGGAGCUGAUCACUUCAUGAAAAUAUUAUCCACUGGUGUCUUCAAUACUAAGCCCUUCUACCCCGAAGAAGACUUCUCAUAUUCAGAUGUCAGUGAUUGUGAUGAUGAUGAUGAUGAUGAUGAAGAUGAUGGUUUUUAUUCACACAAAGCUGCUCAUCAACCUAAAGAGCCACAUUCACGAAUUACAGAACUCACUGAUGAGAUGGCUGAUAAACUAGAAAUGAUAACAAAAGCAGAAGACGAGCGAUGCAAGGAGAAAAAGGAGAAGAACAAGCGUAAAAAAAUGCGUAAAAAAGAAAAGAAACGAGUAGAAAAGGAGAAUGCAGUCCAAAACAUUUUACCUGAGGAGGAAUCAGGCAAGUCUGACUCCUCCAAAAUUCAGGAAGAAAGUCCUUCUACUGAAAAUAAUGCAGAAGCAAAUAAGUCCCCAGAAUGUGAUAAAACUCCAAAUGCAACCGAGGCUGCUGGACGAGAAAUUCUUGCUACAAUUAAUAUGAAAGAAGAAGAAGAAGAAAAGGAGUUGGAUUUCAAUAAUUCAUAUGCUGUUAAAUCGGUGCCCGAAGAGACAUGUAACCAGAAGCCUGCACAGAAAAGCAAAUUAGUGGAAGUUCCGCAGCUCAAGGAGGAGAAGCCUAAAGUUGUGGAAAAUCCUGUGGUUCAAAAGAAAAAGGAGGAGAAACAUGAGGCCAAUGAAGAGAAAACAACAGAUCCAACCGCAGAGGAGCACGCAAAGAGAAGCAGAGAGCUGGCUGGUACAGGCAAUCGUUUGGCGGCUUCCGGGCAGUUUGAGAUGGCGAUUAAAUGCUUUACUGACGCCAUUAAAUUCAACCCAAGGGAAUACAGGUUGUUUGGAAAUCGGUCCCUCUGUUAUGAAAGAACGGAGCAGUUUGAAAAUGCUCUCAGAGAUGCUGAUCUGGCACUCUGCAUGGCGCCAAACUGGAUAAAAGGUUUAUUCAGGAAGGGGAAAGCUCUGUGUGGGCUCAAGAGAUACUAUGAGGCCUCGCUGAUCUAUGAGGAGGUGCUGCAGCUGGAGAGUUCGAGUGCUGAAGCCAAGCAAGAGUUGAAACGAGCACAGACACUGCACCUCAUGGAAAUGGGCUUCAGCUGGGCACAGAGCAACGAGGCCCUGAAAACUCACGUCACGUUAGAGGAAGCUGUGGAAGCUCUGUUUGCUGGUCACAAUACUCCUCAAGGUGCCGGUGUCAGCGAGGACAAUACAGACGAACCCUCGCUGCAGGAAGACGAGGGCGAGGACGAAGAGUGGACCGUCCUACAAGCAAAUCGUUCCAGAGGGCAGCAGGUCAAAGUGUCUGGUCUGAUUUCUGAUCCGCUGCAAAACGGAUCGAAAUCUGAGUCGCCGACUCGUCAUUUGAGGGGUUCUGUGAAACCGGAGCUUUUCUCCAUUUGGGUUGGCUCCUUGGCUCCGGCCGUCACCUACGCUUUACUUCAUGAGCUCUUCAGCAGAGUUGGAGUGAUCUACAGCAUCAAGAUGCUGCUGGAACACGAAUGUGCCUUUGUUAACUACACAAGAAUGGAAGACUGUGACCGAGCAAUCCAGUGUUUUAAUGGGAUGGUUUUAGAAGGGGCUCUGCUCACUGUGCGAUAUCCCAUCAAAGGCCACGGUGGACUUAAUCUGUACAAAAAGGAGUGCUUCUUCUGGAGGACCACAGGCUGCACGAGGCAGGACUGCACCUUCAAACACGUCCCUGAGCACAAGAACAUCGACAGGGACAAGUUCACCAAACGACUGGGAUACGCUAACAUAUCGUAAUGAGUUUACAGUGAGAUAAACACGAUGUUGUGAUGGAAGGACUCACACAAUAGAGGAGGCAUCUGCGUCCGUCUCGGCCCGACCCUGCUGGAUCCCUUUGUUGCUCUGUGAGAUGAAUACAGUAAUUGUCACAAUGAGAAAUUGACCUUCCCUUUUAAUCUAGACAGAGGCCCCCUUAACAAGUUAAAAUAAACCCAAUUAAGGAAUUGAUUGCUUGCUUUCAUUUUCCUCAUCUGCAUCAGGGUCAUAUAGAGAAGAUAAAUGAACGUCUAGUCUUUUGUCCACACUGUCCUCCCUGCUGCUGGAGAAUCUGACCCGAGCAGGACAGACGUCUUUAUUCUCCUCCUCCUCCACAAACUGAUCAUCUGCUGUUAAACAUCCUUCGUUCUGCUGUUCAAACACAGGUUUUUAUGUUAAUUAGAUUGUUUAAUGGAUCAUUAAAAUGAGAAAUAAACCUGGAUUCAAACCUUGAGGAAACCGCAGGAUGCUGUGGUAACAAGUGGAAUGUGGCCUCUUAGAAUAAAAAG
This is a messenger RNA of Paralichthys olivaceus (Japanese flounder), 2521 nucleotides long. RefSeq lists its product as uncharacterized. Gene Ontology annotation, molecular function: protein binding; RNA binding; metal ion binding. NCBI's taxonomy places the organism in Eukaryota, Metazoa, Chordata, Actinopteri, Pleuronectiformes, Paralichthyidae. The record is from RefSeq and is a predicted model, not a curated record.